AUGAUUAUUUCAUGGUUUGAUACGGAGGUUAAACUGACCGCUGGAAACUUCAUCAACAUGUCAUCCAUGUAUACAUAUUUGGUAAUGUAUUCUUAAUUCACUUAUUCAAAAUUUAUACUACUGACUUUAGCAAGGAUCACUUGCAAUUGCGGAUAGUUACUCGUAUUUCAAUAUGUUCCGUCACACAAUCAUGUUGUACAUUGCACGUGUGUCAAACGUAUAUUGAUAUACACCAUGAGUACUAAACUUCUCAUACUACAUAAGUUCUCAACUGAAACAAAUUGAAACUGUAAAAGUACUUAUUCCUUUCAUUCUAUUCACGUAUUGUGUAAUUCAAAUGCAACAGAAUAUAUGUUAAUUAUUCGAACAUGCACUUUAUAUCAUCAAACUUUUAUAUAAUAUAUUGAAAACCGAUGUAACAUGUUAUAUAAAUUAUUAAAAUAUGUUAUACUAAAAACUACGAUGAAAACUAGUAAUACUUAUAUAAUACUAUAAAGUAAUACUAUAUAAUACCAAAAAGCAUUCUCGUGAUAAAUCUUUAAAUAUUUUCCGUCACACGAUACCAAAAAAAAAAGUGUAAGGAUUAAUGACAGUAUUUGCAACAAAAAAAAGAAGGAAAAACUCUGUUGCAUAGAGAAACGAAACAUUUGUAGCACUAACAUGUGUUCGUACUCACGGCUUCAUCAUGCACGCAUGCACACCCUUCCAUGCAUCGAAUCAACUGGUGGUUGGGAAGAAACUUUAA
This is a messenger RNA of Heterotrigona itama, 745 nucleotides long. Lineage: Eukaryota; Metazoa; Arthropoda; Insecta; Hymenoptera; Apidae. The record is from the annotation of a GenBank genome assembly.